This is a messenger RNA of Rattus norvegicus (Norway rat), 346 nucleotides long. RefSeq names its product defensin beta 11 (gene Defb11). Gene Ontology annotation, cellular component: extracellular region. NCBI's taxonomy places the organism in Eukaryota, Metazoa, Chordata, Mammalia, Rodentia, Muridae. The record is from RefSeq and is marked validated. The coding region runs from base 34 to 243 and encodes 69 amino acids. The transcript is spliced from 2 exons. Gene Ontology annotation, biological process: defense response.
CUCUCAGGAGUCUGAGUGCUCAUUCUGCCUGCCAUGAGGACUCUCUGCUCUCUGCUGCUGAUAGGCUGCCUCCUUUUCUCCUAUGACACUCCAGUUGUUGGCUUUCUAAGAAGAUCUGUCUCGGGAUUUCAGGAGUGCCACAGUAAGGGAGGGUACUGUUACCGUUACUAUUGUCCUCGCCCUCACAGAAGACUGGGUAGCUGUUACCCAUAUGCGGCAAACUGCUGCAGGAGGAGAAGAUGACUGGAAGGAAGCACAUGGAAGUCAAGUGACAGAUGUGUAACUGAUGUUUUAAUAAAGGAAACAUUUAAGCAGAUAAGCUUAUCUGCUUCAGAUCCUAUUGAAA